GAGGAAGAGCAGGGACUAGGAGCUUUCCGUGCAUUAUUUCGACUAUUUAAUGACGUUUUGAUACUUGGUGUGGUUUGCUGGAGAUAUAGUCCCUUGAAAAAAACGCCAGUUUACUCGCCAUGGCGGCGUCUAUAGCUCCAGAAUGCAACGAGAUUAAAGAGAAGUACGAUACUUGUUUUCUCAAGUGGUAUAGCGAAAAAUAUCUGCGAGGCAACACGUCGUCUAAUGAAUGCGAAGAGCUCUUCAAGAAAUACAGGACAUGCCUGAAUAAAGUUCUCAAGGACAAAGGUAUCGAGUCCAUGCUAGAAGACGCUCGCAAGAGCAACAAAGAGAACGAUGCAGAGUAUCUCAAACCAACAUGAUUGGGCAGCAAGAUGCGCUUCAUACUAGUGUCUAUCGCAUCACCUCUACCAAUGUACCAUAUUCUACCAGACCCUCUCCAUUCUAGCGUGAUGACUGUCUUAUGAGAUGAAUUUUGAUCAUAUAUGUCGAUGUACAAUAAUAAACUCUUAUUUUCUGC
Penicilliopsis zonata CBS 506.65 is the source of this 520-nucleotide messenger RNA. RefSeq lists its product as hypothetical. The coding region runs from base 120 to 362 and encodes 80 amino acids. The record is from RefSeq and is a predicted model, not a curated record. The transcript is spliced from 5 exons. NCBI's taxonomy places the organism in Eukaryota, Fungi, Ascomycota, Eurotiomycetes, Eurotiales, Aspergillaceae.